Messenger RNA from Eupeodes corollae, 1554 nucleotides. RefSeq names its product alpha-amylase A-like. Bases 16 to 1491 code for a protein of 491 amino acids. Gene Ontology annotation, biological process: carbohydrate metabolic process. The record is from RefSeq and is a predicted model, not a curated record. NCBI's taxonomy places the organism in Eukaryota, Metazoa, Arthropoda, Insecta, Diptera, Syrphidae. The transcript is spliced from 3 exons. Gene Ontology annotation, molecular function: cation binding; alpha-amylase activity.
GGAAUAGUUGCGAUAAUGGUAUUUACAAAGGUGUUAGCUUUUUUGGUUGUGGCAGUCACAGUUACUGCCAUCAACGGCCAGCACGAUCCUAAUUAUUGGGGUGGACGAGAUGUAAUGGUUCACCUCUUCGAAUGGAAAUGGGAAGAUAUUGCAAACGAGUGCGAACAGUUUCUGGCCCCGAAAGGAUAUGCUGGUGUACAGGUUUCUCCCGUAACUGAAAAUGUUGUUUCCGAGGGACGUCCUUGGUGGGAGCGUUAUCAACCUGUAUCGUAUCUUCUUUCCACCCGAUCCGGCAAUGAGGAACAAUUUCGUGACAUGGUGACCCGUUGUAAUAAGGUUGGAGUUCGCAUCUAUCCAGAUUUUAUUAUGAAUCAUAUGGCAGCAGGCGAUAGUGUCGUUGGUACCGCCGGUUCCACCGCCGAACCCAAUAACAAAGAAUUCCCUGCUAUCCCAUAUUCACCACUCGAUUUCAACCCCACUUGUUCAAUUACAAACUUCAAUGAUCGCGUCGAAGUCCGCAAUUGCGAGUUGGUUGGAUUGAAAGAUCUCGAUCAAAGCAAAGAAUAUGUUCGUGAAAAGCUCGCGGAACUUAUGAACAAGUUGAUUGAAAUCGGAGUCGCCGGAUUCCGUAUUGAUGCAGCCAAACACAUGUGGCCUCACGAUAUGGAGGCUAUUUUGGAUUCACUUGAUGACUUAAACACUGAACAAGGAUUUGCUCCCGGUUCUCGCCCGUUCAUUUAUCAAGAAAUCAUUGAUAAUGGAGGUGGAAUGAUAUCUCGUGAAGAAUAUACUCACUUGGGUGCUAUAACAGAGUUCCGUCAUUCUUCGAAAAUAAGCAACGUUUUCAGUAAUGGAGAUCUGUUGAAAUGGCUUAACAACUGGGGUACUGGUUGGAGUUUCCUUCCUAGCGAACAAGCUUUGAUUUUCAUUGACAACCACGAUAACCAAAGAGGUGAAGCAUUGAACUACAAGUCAGCAAGAAGCUACAAGAUGGCAAAUGCGUUUAUGUUAGCCUACCCCUACGGUAUUCCAAGAGUCAUGAGCUCUUUUGAUUUCGAUCAUUCUGAUGACGGUCCACCAAGCAGUGAUGGCAAUACUAUUUUGUCGCCAAUAUUUAACGAUGACGAUUCAUGUGAUAAUGGCUGGGUCUGCGAACAUCGUUGGCGUCAAAUCUACAACAUGGUCGGGUUCAGAAAUGCAGUCGAAGGAACUUCCCUUAAUAAUUGGUGGGACAACAAUGGAAACCAAAUAGCAUUCUGUCGUGGAAAUAAGGGUUUUGUGGCCUUUAACCAAGAGAACUACGACUUAAAUCAGCGACUUUACACUUGCUUGCCAGCUGGAACAUACUGUGAUGUCAUUUCAGGAAAUAGGUCUGGUUCACCUUGUUCGGGAAAACAAAUUGUUGUUGCUAAGGACGGAACAGCUCAGAUCAAUAUUUCAACUGACGAUGAGGAUGGUGUUAUAGCAAUACACGUUGGAUCAAAAGUCUAAAGAAUUAAUGUCUUGAUUUUAUGAAAUAAAAUUCAACUGACUUUACUUGUGAUAUAAAUGUUA